Staurois parvus is the source of this 261-nucleotide messenger RNA. Lineage: Eukaryota; Metazoa; Chordata; Amphibia; Anura; Ranidae. The record is from the annotation of a GenBank genome assembly.
GUCCAAGUAUACCACAUCCACCGCCCCCCCCCUGUCCAAGUAUACCACGUCCACCGCCCCCCUCUGGCCAAGUAUACCACGUCCACAGCCACAUCUCUGUCCAAGUAUACCACGUCCACCACCCCCCUCUGUCCAAGUAUUCCAUGUCCCACCGCCCCCCCCCUCUGUCCAAGUAUACCACGUCCACAGCCACAUCUCUGUCCAAGUUUACCACAUCUACCUCCGCCCCUCUGUCCAAGUAUACCACGUCCACAGCCACAU